This is a messenger RNA of Triticum dicoccoides, 1757 nucleotides long. Its product is annotated as amino-acid permease BAT1 homolog. Gene Ontology annotation, molecular function: gamma-aminobutyric acid transmembrane transporter activity; L-glutamate transmembrane transporter activity; L-lysine transmembrane transporter activity. The transcript has 5 exons. Gene Ontology annotation, biological process: transmembrane transport; gamma-aminobutyric acid transport. The record is from RefSeq and is a predicted model, not a curated record. Gene Ontology annotation, cellular component: membrane. NCBI's taxonomy places the organism in Eukaryota, Viridiplantae, Streptophyta, Magnoliopsida, Poales, Poaceae. Bases 81 to 1649 code for a protein of 522 amino acids.
CAAGACGGCAACCAACCUGCAGCCAAGGCAGGGGCGGCGGGCCGGCGGCUACGGAGGGGAGCUAGAGCUAGAGACGGUCGAUGGCCGUGUCACGCUCCGGCACGGCGGGCGUGGCCGCCGCCGGCGACGCGACCGAGGACGCCGACCGAGCGCGGCUGCACCAGCUCGGCUACAAGCAGGAGCUCAAGCGCGGCCUCUCCCUCAUGUCCAACUUCGCCUUCUCUUUCUCCAUCAUCUCCGUCAUGGCCGGCGUCACUACGACCUACAACGGCGGGCUGCGCUACGGCGGGCCGGCGUCCAUGACCCUCGGGUGGCUGGUGGUGGCGUUCUUCAACGGCUGCGUCGCGCUGUCCAUGGCGGAGAUCUGCUCCGCCUACCCGACCUCCGGCGGGCUCUACUACUGGAGCGCCAAGCUCGCCGGCGAGGAGUGGGCGCCCCUUGCCUCCUGGGUCACCGGCUGGUUCAACAUCGUCGGACAGUGGGCUGCUACCACGAGCACGGACUUCUCCCUGGCGCAGCUAGUCCAGGUGAUCGUCCUGCUCGGCACCGGCGGGGCCAACGGCGGCGGGUACACGGCCUCCAAGUACGUCGUGCUGGCCAUGCACGGCUUCUUCCUCGUCCUGCACGGCCUCAUCAACAGCCUCCCCAUCCGCUGGCUGUCCUGGUUCGGCAAGCUCGGCGCGUUCUGGAACACGGCGGGCGCGUUCACGCUGGUGAUCCUCAUCCCGGCGGUGGCCAAGGAGCGGGCGAGCACCAAGUUCAUCUUCACGCACUUCAACGACGACAACGGCAUGGGGAUCCACGGCAAGGCCUACAUUCUCGCCCUCGGCCUCCUCACCAGCCAGUACUCUCUGCUCGGCUACGACGCGUCCGCUCACAUGAUUGAAGAGACGAAGAACGCGGACUGGAGCGGGCCGAUGGGGAUCAUCAGCUCGGUGGCCCUGUCGACCACGUUCGGGUGGAUCUUCCUGGUGGCGCUGACAUCGAUCGUGACGGACAUCCCGUACCUGCUCAGCCCGGACAACGACGCCGGCGGCUACGCCGUCGCUCAGGCCCUGUACGCCGCGUUCGACAGGCGGUACGGCAGCGGCGUCGGCGGGCUGGUCUGCGUCGGGGUCGUCGCCGUCGGCAUCUUCUUCGCCGGCGCCAUGUGCAUCGCCAGCAACUCGAGGAUGGGGUACGCCUUCUCCAGGGACAGGGCGAUGCCGUUGUCGCGCGUGUGGCUCCGUGUGAGCAAGAACGAGGUGCCCCUCAACGUCGUCUGGCUCUCCGUCGUCGUCGCCUUCGUCAUGGCCCUCACGUCGCUGGGGAGUGCGGUGGCGUUCCAGGCGAUGGUGUCGAUCGCGACGCUGGGGCAGUACAUCGCCUACGCGCUGCCCAUCUUCUUCCGGGUGACGACGGCGAGGAGGUCGUUCGUCCCGGGGCCGUUCCACCUCGGGAGAUACGGGGUCGUCGUCGGCUGGGCCGCCGUCCUCUGGGUGGCCUUCCUCACCGUGCUCUUCUCGCUGCCGGUGGCGUACCCGGUGGCCAAGGACAACUUCAACUACACGCCGGUGGCCGUCGGCGGCGUGCUGCUGCUCAGCGUCGGCGCAUGGGUGGUCAACGCGAGGUUCUGGUUCCAGGGGCCCAUCACCAAUGUCGACUUGUAGCUAGGGACCAAACAACUCACGUGUCGCUUAGCUUCUCGUUUGGAACUUUGCAUUGUACAGUAUAUAUGUGGGUGUCGCUUCUCGUUUGCAACUUUGUUUCUUGUUUGA